Ichthyophthirius multifiliis is the source of this 1175-nucleotide messenger RNA. RefSeq lists its product as hypothetical. The record is from RefSeq and is a predicted model, not a curated record. Gene Ontology annotation, molecular function: cysteine-type endopeptidase activity. The transcript has a single exon. Gene Ontology annotation, cellular component: lysosome. Lineage: Eukaryota; Ciliophora; Oligohymenophorea; Hymenostomatida.
AAAUCAAAAAUAAAAUAAAACAAAAAUGAAAACAGCCUUAAUUUUAACAUUAGUAUUAUCCUCCUUAAUAGGUUUUGGAGUUUAUGUAUAUUCCAAACACUCUAAAUUUACCUUUGACGAGCCUAAUUAAGCUUACCAAAACAAACUUGGUAAUAUUGCUAAGAAAGUAAACAGCUUAAAGACUACCUGGUAGGCUGGUGAGAAUUAAAGAUGGUAAAAUAUGGACAUAGCUGGAAUUAAAGCUCAUAUGGGAGUAUUAAGAGAAUCUAAAUCAGGAAUUAAUUUAGAAAAAGUAUCCACUGUAGUUGAAAACUUACCCAAAAAUUUUGAUUCUAGAAAAUAAUGGGGUUCCAAAUGUCCUUCAUUGAAUGAAGUUAGAGAUUAAUCAACAUGCGGUUCAUGUUGGGCUUUUGCUGCUGCUGAAUCUUUAUCUGAUAGAAUAUGUAUUCAUACAGGUGAAGAUGUAAGACUUUCUACCGAAAAUCUCGUAUCUUGUUGCAGUUCAUGCGGUGAUGGCUGUAAUGGAGGAUACCCAGAAGCUGCAAUGCAAUAUUUCGUUAAAACAGGACUUGUUACUGGUGAUCUUUUUGGAGAUAACAACUUUUGUUAGGCUUAUUCUUUCCCCCCUUGUGCUCAUCAUGUAGCUUCUACUAAAUAUCCUCCUUGCAAAGGUGAAGUUCCUACUCCUGAAUGUAAAAAAAAAUGUGAUGAUGAUUCUAAAGUUAAAAGACCUUAUAAUGAAGAUCUUUAUAAAGGUUAAAAAUCAUACAGUGUAUCGUCUGAUCCUAAGGCUAUUAUGACAGAAAUUAUGAAUAAUGGACCUGUUGAAGUCGCUUUUACUGUAUAUGAAGAUUUCGUUACUUAUAAGUCAGGUGUCUAUUAACAUGUUACUGGAGAAUAAUUAGGAGGACAUGCAGUUAAAAUGAUUGGUUGGGGAGUCGAAAACGAUACUCCUUACUGGUUAAUUGUAAAUUCUUGGAAUGAAACAUGGGGUGAUUAAGGUACUUUUAAAAUUUUAAGAGGAAGCAAUGAAUGCGGUAUUGAAGAUGAAGUUGUUACUGCUCUUCCUUAAAAAAAAUAAAAAAACGAUUAAUGAAAAAUUUGAUAUUUUUUUUAAUAUUAUAUAUCUAUUUUCUAUUUUUUUUUUAUAACAAUUUUUUACUUUUUUUUUUUUU